This is a messenger RNA of Exophiala bonariae, 1149 nucleotides long. RefSeq lists its product as uncharacterized. The record is from RefSeq and is a predicted model, not a curated record. The transcript has 4 exons. NCBI's taxonomy places the organism in Eukaryota, Fungi, Ascomycota, Eurotiomycetes, Chaetothyriales, Herpotrichiellaceae. Gene Ontology annotation, molecular function: NAD binding. Bases 1 to 1149 code for a protein of 382 amino acids.
AUGGGGGGUGGUCCAGAUAAAGAACAACUCCUAAUCGCAUUAUGGGAUCCCGAGCCUGUGGAUUUCACCAGCGAGAUCAAACGUCGCUUUCCCUACGUCGAUAUCAACUAUGUCCAGAUCCCACCACCCAGCUCAGCUUCGUGGAAGCAGGCUAUCGCGGAUGCUGCUAAUGCGGUACCCACUGAGGCAUUUCAAUCCGCUACCCUGCUCAUAACACUUACUGCACUACCCCCAAAUAAAGAAGCGGCGCCAAACCUGAAACUCAUCCAUCUGUUCUCUGCCGGCAUCGACAGCUGGGUGGACCACCCGAUCGUGAAGGACAGCGACAUCGCCAUCACGACCUCGUCCGGCAUCCACGGUCCCCCAAUCACGGAAUGGAUUAUCUUGACCUCACUGGUCGCGAGCAAGCACUACAACCUGCAGCAUCAGUGGCAGGUCGAUCACGCAUGGGGCCCCGACCGCCGCUCGUUGUCUGGCACCACUGACUGGGUCGGCAAGCGAGUCGGCAUUGCCGGGUACGGGAGCAUUGGACGACAAGCCGCACGCGUGUUUUCGGCCCUCGGCGCCUCCAUCCACGCAUACACGGCCAGUCCGCGCUCGACGCCCGAGUCGCGCAAAGACGCCGGCUACUGGGUGCCGGGCACGGGCGACCCGGACGGCACGAUUCCGGCAGCGUGGUACAGCGGCACGACGAAGGAGUCACUGCACACGUUUCUCUCGUCAGGUCUCGACGCGCUCCUCAUCGCCCUCCCAUUGACACCCUCGACACGACACCUGUUCGGCAAAGAGGAGUUCGCACUGCUGGCAGCUCCGGCGGCCGACUCCCCCGCCGCCGCGACGCGCAAGAAGGGCACGAAAGGCGGGUUCGUCAUCAAUGUCGCGCGCGGCCCGAUUCUCGACCAGGCGGCGCUGGUGGCCGCGCUCAACGACGAGACGCUGUCCGGUGCGGCGCUGGACGUGGCGGAUCCCGAACCCCUGCCCAAGGAUGAUCCGUUGUGGGACGCGAAGAAUGUCAUCAUCACGCCGCAUGUCAGUUCGCUCGGCGUCGAGUAUUUCGAUCGUGCCUAUGACUUGUGGAUCACGAAUUGGGCCAGGCAUGAGAAGGGCGAGCCGCUGUUUAAUCUCGUGCAGAGGAAGAGGGGUUAUUAG